Molecule: messenger RNA, 748 nt
Organism: Aegilops tauschii subsp. strangulata
Lineage: Eukaryota; Viridiplantae; Streptophyta; Magnoliopsida; Poales; Poaceae
Source: RefSeq, a predicted model, not a curated record
AUGGCGCCGCGGCAGAUAGGGAAGAGGGGAAGAGGCUCUUCUGCGGCGACGCCAUCGGCUUCAUGGACAUCGCCGGCCGACGGCGGGCUGGCGCACUGGCUGGGCGUCUUCGAGGAGAUCUGCGGGGUGACGCUGGUGGCCGACGAGGAAUUCCCGGGUUGCGCUGCCGCGGCGGCAGGGUCAGUACCAAGCUCGCCGGAUUCGGUCGUCCGCCCCUUCUAUCCUGAUACUCGGCAGUCGGAUGAGGGGGUGGCGGCGCCGGCGGCGCAGAGGGAUCUGUCUGAUGUCGAGUUCUCCGGGGGGUCCUGCACCACGUUCAGCUCAGGCAGUGGUGAUGUGGCGUCCGGGCGCGCCCAUGGCGCGGCGCCGCCCGUCGCUUCUGGCGGCUCGAUUCAGUCCUUACCACACAGUGCCCAAGCAUCCGCAAACACCACCAUCCGAGUUGGCUGGAAGCGCAGGCCAAGAGGGCCGAAAGGCCCAGACGAGCGGGCGGUAGUGGUUGAUCGUGUGCCGGCACUCGAAUCUGGCAUACGAGGAUUCGCUGACAGGGGGACUGAGGUGGUUGUCAACUCGGCGCUUGGCACAAUUUUCGAUUCUCUGCCAGAGGCGUAUGAAUUCUACAAUCUUUAUUCAUGGGAGGUUGGCUUUGGUAUUCGUUACGGCAAGAGCAGGCAGAAUGUCAAUGGGACCAAGUGUAUGCAGGAGAUCAUAUGCGGCUGUGCUGUAAUCUAAUUUACUUGCUUUUGCC